AUGUAUUUUUAUUUUGUUUCAGUUACAGAGAAGGAGAUAAGGCUCUGGCACAAAGGAUUCCUCAAAGACUGCCCCAACGGUCUAUUAACUGAGCAGGGAUUCAUCAAGAUCUACAAGCAGUUUUUCCCUCAAGGUGAUCCGAGUAAAUUUGCCUCACUCGUCUUUCGAGUUUUCGAUGAAAACAACGAUGGGUCAAUAGAAUUCGAGGAGUUUAUAAGAGCUUUAUCGGUGACAUCGAGAGGAAAUCUCGACGAAAAAUUGCAUUGGGCUUUUCGUCUCUACGACGUGGACAACGACGGGUACAUAACACGGGACGAAAUGUAUAACAUAGUGGACGCUAUAUACCAGAUGGUGGGGCAAACUCCGCAGCCAGAAGACGAGAACACUCCGCAAAAACGCGUGGACAAAAUAUUUGAUCAAAUGGACAAGAAUCACGACGACCGUCUCACGCUCGAGGAGUUCCGUGAGGGCAGCAAGGCUGAUCCCCGCAUUGUCCAAGCUCUGUCUCUUGGGGGAGAUUAAUCUACGGUUAUUCUCUCGCCGGAUUUCUCAUUUACUUAGAGAUAUAUAUCCGUAACGCCGCCACGUGAACGCUUUCUUCUGUUGCUUUUCUGAUAUUCAUUCAGUUUACUUUAUUCUAACAAUCCAUACCUACAUUAAUAGGAUAUGCGGAUUUACCGCCUUCGUGAACAAUAAGAAAGUGACACGAGGCGGAAUUAUAGGAGUCCUUAAGUAUUUGCCAAUGUAAUUCCGAGCGAGCAAUAUGACUUAAUCAGCUUCUUAGAAACACAAAUAUAUGGAUGUCGUGAAAUUUAAGCUUUGACGAACUAUUCUGCUACGCUUAAUCGCACCGUGUCUAUUUCUCCUUUUGAUUGCGACUGUCCUUUGUCCUUUUUUCUACAAGAAGAAGGAAUGUGUGAGCUCGCAAUGUAUUUGCAAUGAAUUACAUUCAAGUACGUUUCUGUUGAAAAUAAAACUACGGGGAUCGGUGGGCACCAUGCCAGGCAAUAUGACUUCAUCUUUAACAACAUUACAAGUCAUGAAUAUUUCAUUUCAGUUUCAAGGUUGUGCUUAUACAAGAAUACCUUUAGAGAUUUUCGUUCGACGUCAACUUUUUUAUAAUUUAAACAAUAUGCCAUUUCCAUGAAAUAUUUUUAUUAUUAAGAAUAUUUAGAAACCAGAAUGUAAAUGUGACGAUUACAAAAUUAUUGGUAAUGUAAAUAUAAUUUUUAAAUUAUUGUAAUUAAAUACUAAAGUUAUGACGAUCCUCGCAUGAGAGAUGGCAAAUGGCACUUAAAAUAAAGUAAGAUGAUACUGGAGAAAUUGAUAAAUAUCCCCCUUUUCAAUAAAUAAAAUUUUAUUAAUUUAACAAGCAUGCCUUGCGAAAAAUUUAUAAAACUCACUUGUGGCAGUUAUAUCCGUGCGAGAGAUUAUCCUCCCUGAGGACAAUUCUUUUUUUUUCAUACAAUAUGAUACUCACACAACAUCAACAUCGGUAACUAUUUUGAAUACACACACAAUGGAAAAGGUUUAUGCUUUUAUUAAUUUAUGAGAUUGAAGUUUUAGCGUGGCAACAAAUACUU
Molecule: messenger RNA, 1583 nt
Organism: Zerene cesonia (dogface butterfly)
Lineage: Eukaryota; Metazoa; Arthropoda; Insecta; Lepidoptera; Pieridae
Product: frequenin-1
Exons: 6
Coding region: 1-522 (173 amino acids)
Molecular function (GO): calcium ion binding; calcium sensitive guanylate cyclase activator activity
Source: RefSeq, a predicted model, not a curated record